Emericellopsis cladophorae is the source of this 747-nucleotide messenger RNA. Its product is annotated as NADH dehydrogenase [ubiquinone] 1 alpha subcomplex assembly factor-like protein. Gene Ontology annotation, biological process: mitochondrial respiratory chain complex I assembly. NCBI's taxonomy places the organism in Eukaryota, Fungi, Ascomycota, Sordariomycetes, Hypocreales, Bionectriaceae. The record is from RefSeq and is a predicted model, not a curated record. Bases 1 to 747 code for a protein of 248 amino acids. The transcript has a single exon. Gene Ontology annotation, cellular component: mitochondrial inner membrane.
AUGCGCAGCCAAAUACAACGUCAAGCUGCGCACGCACUGCGGUGCUCCAGACACAUCCCCGCUGCACGCUUGCAGUCGUCGACAGCCCCCCUACAGCCCAGCCUACGAUGCGCCGCUCUCCGCUCAAUAUCGACAACCGCGCGCCUCCGCACGGGCGAGGCGCCCCGGCCGGCCACAGACUUUGGCAGCCUUGACGUGCUGGGGAACACACCGGCGCCGUCCACGUCGGUGGACGUUUGCAUGCACGACGGCUUCGGCCUGAACAGCAACGUCACCAUCAGGGGAGGAGAUGGUGCGCUACUGGUGUCGGGCGAGGCUUUCUCCUGGAGACCUUGGGCGGUACGCGGCGACGGUCAGAUGACGAUAUUGAACAAGAAAGGGCAGGUCGAAUUUUCGAAAGAAGCCUUUGGCGUCCUGGACCUGCUCUGGCCGCGGCCUGGUACGACACCCUCUCCUCGGCCAUUUCUCCUGGCACGCAUGCAAAUGCAGUGGCUGACAGAAGCAACAGACCUCCUCAUCAUCGGCGUUGGCAAGGAGAUUAGGCCGUUAAGCCCCGAUACGAGCAAGAUGCUGGCCUCGCUGGGUCUCCGGAUAGACGUGAUGGACACGAGGAACGCGGCGGCUCAGUUCAACAUGCUAGCUACUGAGAGAGGUGUUUCUGAUGUUGCUGCUGCGCUGAUUCCCAUGGGCUGGAAGGAGGGUGUGGGAGCUGCCCUGCCCGAGGACCAUGCCAAGGAGCAGGAUUAG